UUCCAGCCGAAUUUUCCCCCUGAAAGCUUGAUCACCACCAUCUAGCACAAGCUCCUCGUGAAGUCCGAUUGCUCGCCCACCCUAUUCCAGCGAGGCCACCUCCGGUUUGCAGCUACGAAGGUGCCGCCGCACUUGCCACGCGUGGGAGUCUGACUACCCGACGCGCUCUGCCAGAUACGAUCCUCCCGCGCUUGAUACAACGGACUCCUGCGCAGACGGGCUAUUCAAUCACCGGCAAAAACAAGAACCCCCCUCGAGCCGUACCUAUAUAAAACAAAACACGGACCCCAAUAUGGGCUCGGACGACGAGCGCCGCGUCCACCGUGCGCGGCGCAGCCGCCUCGACGACGACGGAAGAGACGAAGAAAGACGGCGCAGAGACCCCGCAGACCGCGAAAGCCACCGGCGCAGGCGAAGCAAAGACCGAGACCAUGGGCGCGAACGCGGACAUGAACGCGGCUCCGACAGACACAGAGAAAAUCGGGUGUCUCGAUCACGGGAGCGUCGCGAGAGACGUCGCUCGCGCACCCCCGACCCUUCUUCACGGCAGCGCCCCCGCUCCCGUUCACGAGACCGCUCACGAGACCGCGACAGAGAACGGCGCAGACGACGAUCUCCCGACGCGGACGGCGAUGCCGGCGGAAAAGAGCUAACCCGUCACCAUCGUCGCCGCCGCCACCGCGAAUCCUCCGUCUCCGACUCGGGGUCCGACGCCGCCAAACGCAAACGGCCCGCCCCCGCCAGCCCCCUCCGCCGCGCGGGGCCCCUCCCGGACCAGAACGCCUCUUUCGCAGUCUCCAACGGCGAGGAGCCCGAGAAGCCCAAAGAAAAGCCGAACCUCCGCACGACGGGCCUCCUCGCGGCGGCCUCUAACUCGGUGCAGCAGGCCGACGGCACCUCCAUCGUGCUGAAAUAUCACGAGCCCGCCGAGGCGCGGAAGCCGCCGGCAAAGGACCAGUGGAGGCUCUUCAUCUUCAAGGGGACCGAGAUUGUCGACACGGUGGACCUGAGCGCGCGGAGCUGCUGGCUCGUCGGGCGCGAGGCGGCGGUCGUGGACCUCAUGGCGGAACACCCGAGCAUCAGCAAGCAGCACGCCGUGAUCCAGUUCCGGCACGUCGAGAAGAGGAACGAGUUCGGCGACCGCAUCGGCAAGGUCAAGCCGUACCUGAUCGACCUGGAGAGCGCCAAUGGGACGGUGCUGAACGGGGACAAGGUUGCGGAUAGUCGGUACUACGAGUUGAGGGAUAAGGACAUGGUCAAGCUGGGACACAGCACGCGGGAGUACGUCAUCAUGCUGGCGCCAAAGGAAUAGAUCAGGUCGCGAGGGUUGUUCGGCCCAGGAAGUGCGUGGCAUUACCUUGCAAACAACCGGUUUACGCCAAACACUCGUUUUCGAGAUCGCACGAGGGGGAAGCCCAUUUCGGAAUAGGCCGAAACAGAAUCAACGAGCAAAAGAACGCCACAUGACUACUACUAAUACUAUUACUACUAUGCGCUGUUAUUCCACGAGAACAAUGCAAAAGAAUACGCUAAGCCUCCGAAAACGACUUUUUCCUGUACAAAUCAGACGCGCCAACUCUACCAUGUUCUGUCUUGAUGUAUUUGAACGCCGAGCCCCCUUCCCCCGCUGUGGUUUUGCUUGUGUGCCGACCCUCUCGAAAGAACACACUUUAAAGCGCGAACCACCAGUCACUCUUUUCUCAUCUGUUCCGAACUGGCCCCCAGUCUAAUGUAUGCUGGUUCUGGAGAUGACUCGCCACCGCCAUUGGCCCUCACUUGGCGCGAAAACUCGACUGCUUCGUCGGACCUUCGAUGAAUGGGGUUCCCAUCU
Molecule: messenger RNA, 1831 nt
Organism: Colletotrichum destructivum
Lineage: Eukaryota; Fungi; Ascomycota; Sordariomycetes; Glomerellales; Glomerellaceae
Product: Putative forkhead-associated (FHA) domain, SMAD/FHA domain superfamily
Exons: 1
Coding region: 293-1312 (339 amino acids)
Biological process (GO): maintenance of RNA location; mRNA splicing, via spliceosome
Cellular component (GO): nucleus
Molecular function (GO): mRNA binding; protein binding
Source: RefSeq, a predicted model, not a curated record